CGUGCUGCAACUUCAACAGCGGAAAGCACUGAAAAGGAUUUCUCAGGAUAAAGAUUUUUAAACUAAGGACUACAAAUGACUGGAACAGCUGGCAGAUAAGAUCAGGAAAUCACGACAUGUGGCAUCAUGAACUAAACAAGGAUGACAGCUCACUAGAGCAGGAACUGAUCCACUGCUACAACAGUAUGGUGAAAAGAGUACUAGUAGCCUACGCCCUGUGGGCGAUGGGUGGGCCUUUGGGUCUUCACCAUCUCUACUUAGGGAGAGACAGCCAUGCUCUGCUGUGGAUGCUAACACUGGGAGGUUUUGGCUUUGGCUGGGCAAGAGAGUUCAUACGUAUUCCAGCUUAUGUCAGCGAGGCUAAUCGAGAUACAAAAAAAGAAAGAGGGCUGCCCAAAGAGGGACUCCCACCUGUCAGCCCCGUCAGAUUUGCGGGGCAGGUGUGUGUUGGGAUCUACUUUGGCAUGGUGGCUCUCAUUGGACUAAACUCCCUCAGUUUCUUCUACUUGAUCGUUUUGCCCCUCAGCGUGGGUGCAGGGGUUCACUUGGUGUCCAGUGUUGGUCAACAGACUGCAGAUCUCCAAAAAACCCUCACUGCGUGUCUUGUGACAUCACCAAUAUUCUACGGCAGCUCUCUCUCACCUCUUCCUAUAAGCUUGGCGGCUAGCAUCACUGCUUCACAGCACCGCAGGUUCAAACCUCCAAAAGCCCCUGGCAGCCAGCAGAAACUAGGUCCACGGCUUUACAGGAUUGGUCUAGCUUGCCUUGCCUUCUCUGCUCCACUGGGUUAUUGUUUUUUUUACAACACUACAGCCACACUGUAUUACCUGUCUGACUCAAUAGCUGCACUGCUGGAUAUUUUCUGGUUCCUGCCUUGGCUCAGAGGUGUGCUGGAAUACUUUCUUUUAAUUCCAUACCGCAUCCUGUGUGCACUGACUGGAGGGGGGUACCACGAAGAGGCUUGGAGGAAGGUGCUGGAAGUAUUGCUGAAAGAGUACACACACAGAGAAAAAGAGGCGCUAAAGGUGUUGUCAUUGGAGACAGAGGCGUCUCUUGAGGAAAUAACUCGAAGCUACAGGGAGCUGGCCAAGACAUGGCAUCCAGACCACAACCCUAACAACGAUGCUGAGAAAAUGUUCAUGAAGGUCCAGGAAGCUUAUGAGGUCUUGAUGCGAUGGCACAAACCCCAGAGAUUCAAAUAGUAGUGCUAUUUUUCUUACAGAUCGGCCAUCCUUGAGUUUAAAAAAAAGAACUGUUUGUGGAUACAUGACAAAUCACUUGUACAAAAAUAUAUGUCUUGUUUAUUGAGCAUCUCUCAGUUGCAGUUCCUACAAUAAAUCGUCAGUUGGUUUCAGAUACAUUUUGCAGGGUUUGCAGGACAUGUUAUUAUGUUGACAGUUUAAGCAAGGUUUGAGUGCUCUUUGUUUGUGUGUUUGGAAGAUUCGUCAUCAUCAUCGAUCCUUGUGGACUGAUGGAACAAGAAAAGUGUCUAAAAUAUCAAUGUCCACUGUUGCAUUUGCUGCCUUCCGGGCAAAUUUACCUGUCUCUACAUUGUCCAUACGUUUGGAAAUUUGGGAAAUUUAUUUUUUUUAUCAGGCAGGCAGCUUCACAUGUUCCAUUGGAUUGGCAUGGCACCAAACAACAUUCUGACUUCAUCUUCAUGUUCUACAUGCAGAUUCACAUUUGGGCCUUUCUGCAUGUAAAUCCCAUUUCAUCCUCAUUAUUUCUUUCAGUUCUGUGUUCUGAAAGGAAGCGUGCUUUGAAAUCUACCUUGAUGGGUUUUU
Molecule: messenger RNA, 1784 nt
Organism: Xiphophorus hellerii (green swordtail)
Lineage: Eukaryota; Metazoa; Chordata; Actinopteri; Cyprinodontiformes; Poeciliidae
Gene: dnajc22
Product: DnaJ (Hsp40) homolog, subfamily C, member 22
Exons: 5
Coding region: 117-1202 (361 amino acids)
Cellular component (GO): membrane
Source: RefSeq, a predicted model, not a curated record